GCCGCAGCGGGCGCCAGUGGCGCACGUGGCUCCGGACUCCGGCGCGCCGCACGGACCCGCCAGGUCGAAAACGUGCACCUUUGUGGAUCCAUCGGCUGCCAAAGGUCGCGAUGCACGCGAUUCGGGCGUGUAAUGCGCUGUUUUGCGGCGAUUGACUCCUAUUGAGCGGCGGGCAGGAGCCGGCGAAGGUCGCCCCCCUCCAGCGCCCUCCUCCUCGGCCGGCUCCGCGGCCGUGCGGAGAGGCCCCGUGACGUACACCCGUGUUACUAUGCAGACUGCGGCCGCUGAUAGUCGCCAUGUCACUUGUGCAACAUCACUGCAGCUUCGGCGGAGGAGACUCUUGGAAUAAACCGCUGCCACGUCGUCCGCUGCCCUGGGAUAAAGCAGCAGGGUGUAAAUUGGACGCGUACAAGUCGCAGUUUCGGCGGCGGUGUGGCAUGGACCGUUGUGCUGUACAGGCUGCAGUCAUUCGACGCGCAGGAUUCAGUGUCGAUGACUCCAUCCAUCAGUGUCGCAUAUUUUGCAAGGAACGAGGCAGUUCUGGGUGUGUAAUAAGGAGGAAAGGUAAGCAGACAUUUCUUUGGCUGCUGGUUUGUCCCGACUGCAAGAAGAAACGACGUAGCCGCUGCUCUUAUGUAGGGCAGAGAGCGCCACCCGGCAAGAUUGCAUUCCGGACCUCCUUACUCCCGCUGGCUUGUGGCACAUUUAUAGCCCGCUGGCGGGCCGGCGCAACCUCUGCAUCCUCUGCCGGAAUGGAUGUCCGCCGCUGUAAUGAGAACGGCCGUCGCGUCAGCUGGCUUUUUCAGCCACGACUCACGCAUCGCGCAGCGGUCGCGGUAACAACAUUCCUUCCACUGAAUUCGCGAUGGAAGAAUGAGUCUACAUUUGAUUUUACGUUCAUUUGGGAAGGUAGUGAUGGUGACUUUUUGAAAUGUAGUAUUUUAUCAUAA
Molecule: messenger RNA, 950 nt
Organism: Schistocerca serialis cubense
Lineage: Eukaryota; Metazoa; Arthropoda; Insecta; Orthoptera; Acrididae
Exons: 5
Coding region: 297-950 (217 amino acids)
Source: RefSeq, a predicted model, not a curated record